AUGCUGCACCACGCCAUCGUCAUCGUCGCCGCGGCCGGGCGCGGCGGUCGCGCGCCUCGCCCCGGCCGAGGUGGACGUUCGAAUCGAAGCGACGCGCCCGAUUGGGCCAAGCCGCCCGCGGAAGGACGACAAAAACGCGCGUCGACGUCGAAGCCGCCGCCUAACGGUGGCGGCGGUCGCGGUGAAAGAACGAACGACGGCGCGCGCGCGGCGUCGUCGAAGGCGACGACGAGCAAAGGUGAACCGUCGCGCGAGCGCGCCGUGCGCGCUUCCGAUGAUUUGCGAGCGGUAUCAGCGAAUGCGUCGACGAAAAAUUUUGACGACGGUGGACGCGGGACGACGACGUUAUUUGACGACGGCGGACGCGGGACGACGCUCGAGGAGUGCCUGCGAUACGAGCGAGAGGGGCACACGUGCAUACGAGGCGCGGUGGACGCUAUGGAAAUGAUACCUAUGGUGAAGGCGCUGAGCGGCGAGAUUAUGUCGCGACGCAUGGAGGCGUACCGACAUCGAGUGUCGGUGCUGUGCCCGCAAGUCGACGCUCGCGAGUUGCGAGACGUGGAAGACGCGAAGCGCGCGCUGAAGAAGCACUCGCAGGAGGACGUGGGAUUUUUACAAACGUUCAAUCUGCACAGAGAGCAAACUAGCGCGGCGCGUGAGUACAUAAUGAGCAAGCGAUUUGCAAAAAUCGCCGCCGAACUCAUGGGGUGCGAAAGAGCUCGAAUUUACCAAUCGUGCAUUUUCGUAAAAGAGCCGGGCAUGGCUGAAACGAACUGGCACUCGGAUUUAAAUAUGGUACCACUCGACACGAACGACUUCGUCACACUUUGGAUUCCACUGAGGUCGCUCGAAGAGGAUGACGCCGCGUUGCACUUUGCGAACCGUUCGCAUCGAGAUUUUUCACUUCCGUAUUGGCGCACUUUGGAAGGCAUGGAAGAUCUCGAAGGGCGGUACGAAAUUGACACGUACGACGAGCUCGAUUUAGGUGACCUUACCGCACACCACGGGUGGUGCCUUCACUGGAGCCCACCGCAACCGGAAGAUUGCGUCCCUCGAUACGCGCUCAGCGUGUGCUACUUCGCCGACGGCGCUCGACGAUUGGACACGGAUCAGCUCCGCCGCGUGCCGCACGACGAAGACGCGUGGUCUUACGAUAGCUGGCUCAAAGAUAUUAAACCCGGGGCCGUGGCGAAGCAUCCAGAGUUACCGAUAGUUUGGCCUUAG
Ostreococcus lucimarinus CCE9901 is the source of this 1224-nucleotide messenger RNA. RefSeq lists its product with no specific name. The coding region runs from base 1 to 1224 and encodes 407 amino acids. Lineage: Eukaryota; Viridiplantae; Chlorophyta; Mamiellophyceae; Mamiellales; Bathycoccaceae. The transcript has a single exon. The record is from RefSeq and is a predicted model, not a curated record.